Messenger RNA from Rotaria socialis, 2157 nucleotides. Lineage: Eukaryota; Metazoa; Rotifera; Eurotatoria; Philodinida; Philodinidae. The record is from the annotation of a GenBank genome assembly.
AUGAAAAAUUUCACCACAGUCGUCUGGCUAGAUCAAGGAGAGGUACGAAAUAAGCAAUGGUACAUUUCACUAUGUAAAAUCGAUCCUUACCUUGUCUCCUAUCGUAAUGCACAAAGCUGCAUCGAUUAUAUAAGCAAUUCACUAGGUAAUGAAGAUCAUGUGGUCUUGAUUGUUUCAUAUUACAAAACACUACUUGCGUCUGAUAAAUCAAUGCAACAAUUCGUACAAUUAACACAAGUCCACGCAAUCUAUAUUUUAUGCGAUGCAAAUGAAAUCAACGCCAAAAUCUUUAGUAAAUCAACUCGAAUCAGUGGAAUAUAUACUGAUUUUUAUUCCUUAUGUAACGAUUUGAAUUCAUUAACGAGUAUAAACCGUAGACGGAGAGACGAUUAUUUACCUACGGACUUUAUUAUCACUGCAAAGGGCAAGCUAACGGAUUGCUUCGUAACAGAAUCAUUACCACAAUAUCAGCCAUCCGUGAACUUAUCAAGUACUGGCUAUAAUCAAAAUGAACUCGAGUUUCUGUACUUCAAAGUUCUUCGUGAUGUUCUACUCGAGGAUGUGAAGUUGUCACAAAGUGAACUGGUUGCCUUUUUUCGGAAAAAAUUUGCUGAUAACCCAACAGAGUUAAACCAUGUGGAAGAGUUCGAAGAAUACUACGAACCUACAAAUGCUAUAGUUUGGUACACACGUGAUAUAUUUCUAUAUCGUCUAUUAAACAAAGCUCUAAGAGAUCAAGACGUUCAAACGCUCUACUCAAUGAGAUGCUUUAUUAAAGAUCUGUAUCUGAGAUUGAAAGAAUGCUUCAAUGCUCAAUUAUCAUCUCGUUUAAUACCUCUGACGAAAAAGACUGUUUAUCGAGGACAACAAGUGAGCAAUUUUGAGUUCGGCCAUAACAUACAGAACAACAUUGAUGGAUUCUUCUCCAUAAACAGUUUCAUGUCAACAACAGCAAUUCGAGAGUUAGCAGUCAUCUAUGCUGGUAAUAAUACCUCGAGCGCAAUAUCCAAAGAGCAGUCUAUUUUAUUUGAAAUUCCUAUUGAUACGAGCAUAAAAAAAUUUUCAUAUGCAGAUAUUUCAAAUGAAAGUGCGUUUAUGGAAGGUGAGCAAGAAAUUCUUUUUACCAUGGGUACCAUUUUUCGUAUAAAAUCGGUUAUAAGGGAACACAAUGAAGAUAUUUGGCUCGUUCGAUUGGAAUUAAGCGAUGAAGAAGAUAAGCACUUACACAAAAUUAAUUCCAUAAUUAAGGAAGAUAUUACAAAACCAUACAAACCGUUAGUAAAAUUAACAAGAAUCAUGUUGAGAAUGCAAUAUUUGGAGGACGCAGAGCGAUUUUCAUUGUUGGCUCUGGAAGACAAAUCAAUCGGUAGUGACUUGCAUUUACUCGCACUCAUCUACUAUCAACUUGGAGUUAUAUGCAAGAAAAGUGGAAAAAUCAAUGAGGCAGCGAUGCACUUCAAAAAGGCGUUAAGUACGAGGUUGGAGAACGGUGUAUCGCAUACUGAUCCGUCGCUGUCAAAUUUAUAUACCAAUCUAGGAACUGUAUAUGAAGAUUUAGGUGAAUACAGUAAUGCUCAUACAUAUCAUAACUUGGCAUUGAAAGUCCUUGUAGACGUUGAGACGGUAAAUCAAAAUGAUCUAGCUGUCAAAUAUAGCAAUAUUGCUUCUAUAUGUCGUAAAAAGCAUUACUAUGAACAAUCAUCAGAAAACUACACUAACUGUUUACAGAUUGAGUCCGAAAUACUUCGCCCUAAUGAUGUCAAACUACUGAUUACGAAAAACAACAUUGGUAUCGUGUACAUUUUGCAAGGAAGUUACGCUAAAGCAACCGAACAUUUUCAUGAAAUAUUGGUAGUUGAUGAUACUGUAUUAACAUCGUCUGGUUCUACUAGUAUAUUUUUAGCAGUGAUCCACUGGAAUUUGGCUUGCGCUUUUUAUCACCGCAGACAAUGUGCACAAGCUCUUGAGUGCCUUAGACAAUGCUCCAGAAUCAUCAAUUCCAAGCCAAAUAUUGUAUUUCAAGGGUCAAAAGCUAAAGACUGUGAAUAUUGGAUUCAAAGCAUUGAAAGCGUACUUUCGAACGAACCAAAUCAAUUACAGAAGAGGUAUACACCUGAUCCAUGGUCAAUGUGCCACCCAUAUGAAGUUAGUUUUUGA